Vitrella brassicaformis is the source of this 1766-nucleotide messenger RNA. NCBI's taxonomy places the organism in Eukaryota, Vitrellaceae. The record is from the annotation of a GenBank genome assembly.
ACCUCGCAUGCCCCUUGGCAUAAGUACCCCCCGCCGACACGCACACGCACACAGACGCCGAGAUAUGAACGUCCAGAGACCGACCUUCACAAUAUGCGCACUCCCGUGGUCCAUUCAUCCAUCCCCCGAUUUCUCCCCCCUCUAGUUUGGCGCGUGCACCGGGCAGGGCGCGUGUGUGUCUGGUGCACCGUAACAGCAGCACUGGAGAGUUUGUAUCAACACAUAAGGUCGGUUUACAGCAGCAGCAGCAGCGAUACCUGCACUCAGUCGCUCGCUGACGCGAUCGGCCCAUGCCAGCCAUAAAUGGGAUGGCUACCUGUACAUAUGCUACAUGUCUAAUUAAGCCCCUGCCCCCUCCUUCCUCUAAUUCCACAUCAUGUCAGCCAGCACCUCUCGGCCGACACUGCUAGUCACCCAUCUAUACCUCCUGCCCACCUCUCCUGCCGUCUCCCACACACAAUCCUGCAGCAGCCUCCAGAACGCACCCCGGCCGCCCUGACGAUCAACCACAGCCCACUCGUCCCCCAACACGGCCACCGACAUACCAGCAAGACUUGGAGUGACGGCGGCCAUGCUCGACUCCUGUUUGUUGUGGUUGAUGCAGCUGCAGCUGGCCACUGACACGGCGGCGGUAUCAGAUUGGCUGCGGGUGGGCUGAAGUGGGGGAAGGCCGUGGGGGGCGUGGGGGAAAUGGUGUACAGGGUGUCGGGGGGGCUUGCCGCCGGUGCAUGUGAUGCGCGAACAGGACUCCUUGAGGAGAGACUUGAACACCUAAGAGACAAGACAAGGCGGACGGACGGACGGGAGGAUCAUUUUCCCUUCUGUGCGGGUCCGUUUGUGUCUUCACAUUCUCACCUGGUCGAUGAGCUUCAUGUCCUCCUCGUACGCCUUGGCAUCCUCCUCCACACGACGACUGCAACGCGCACACACCACCACACAAGAGACAUCAUGAGACCUCCCUCCUCGUCUUCUGUGUUCUCACAUGGCACCAGCCUUCCUCUGAUUAUGAGGGAGAUUAUCGAGCGCCGCGAGCAUCCCGCCGCCGUCGCAAUGACCGCCGCCCGACGGCCUCGACGGCGAGGGAGUGGCGCUGCGGUGUGGUCCGGCUCGCCGCUUCCGUGCGCUGCACUGAGCCGCCCCGUGCAGAUGAUUCAAAUGGUCCAGGUCCAUCUGCAUGGCGCAAAGGGACGCAAGGAUGAGGAAGUGGGUAUGUAUUCUCUUCCUUCCUGCUGCAUGUGUGUGUACUGUACCUGCAUGCGACAGCGCAGGUUGGCCACUACUAGGUUCUCAUCGGCGUGAACGGAUCUGAAGUGGGCCAGCCACUCCGCCCACCGCCGGUAGAGGUACUGCCGGUCCCGCUCACGCAGCAUCCUCAGAAAGGCCUGGAGAUACCUGCACACACACACACACACACACCACACCAUCAUGAUGCAUGGCUUGGUUCUUUCCUCCAUAGAUGUGGAAUAGAUGUGCGGUUCGCCAUCUGGCCCACCCGUCGCCCAUAUCGUGCCAGAGAGGCCGGGAGCGCGCGGCGUCCCUCUCGGCCGCCUCAACCAUCUGCUGCUCGGCCUUCUUGUGGCGCGUCCACUCAUCUGGGUUGCGGGGAGUGGGACUUGACUUAUUCCGAGCCGCCGCCUCGAAGGCAGCCUUUCUGUCGGACACUAUGCCGUGAGGAUCAUACUCAAAAUACAAAAAUGGGCGGGACGGCAGCACGCUGCGGCUCCUCCCAUCACCAUACUGAUGCAUCCCCAAUAGGGAUGCGCCGG